Messenger RNA from Strongylus vulgaris, 228 nucleotides. Lineage: Eukaryota; Metazoa; Nematoda; Chromadorea; Rhabditida; Strongylidae. The record is from the annotation of a GenBank genome assembly.
GUGUGGUUUCAAAACAGGAGAGCGAAAUGGAGGAAGACCGAGAAGACAUGGGGAAAGAGCACUAUAAUGGCAGAAUACGGCCUAUAUGGCGCUAUGGUACGACAUUCACUUCCACUGCCCGAUACAAUCACGAAAACUGCAGAAGCUGCUGAUCCCCAACAAAGCGCAGCGCCAUGGCUACUCGGUGAGUACAUGAGUGAAUUGAUCGCGUUUACUAGUACUGCCUAG